AUGUUUUUCCGGAAAAUAAGAAUUAAAAAAUAUUGUCUUAUAAACACAAAUUUUCUUAAAAUUCGAAGUCGUGAACGUAUUGCUGAAGCAAUUGACGAAUAUCACAAGAAAACUUGUGUUGAAUGGACACCUAAGGCGGCGAAUGAUAUAGACUAUGUACACAUUUUACCUGAUGAUGGUUGCUAUUCUUUGGUGGGGAAAGUUGGUAGGACAGAUCGUGAUGAUUAUGUUAAUAUACUUUGGGACAAUAUUGACCCAACCUUAAGAGGUAAAAAAUUAACUGAUUAA
Meloidogyne enterolobii is the source of this 288-nucleotide messenger RNA. The record is from the annotation of a GenBank genome assembly. NCBI's taxonomy places the organism in Eukaryota, Metazoa, Nematoda, Chromadorea, Rhabditida, Meloidogynidae.